AUGUCGUCGCCGCCUUCCUCAAUGCCUCCCGCAGACGGUCAAGCCGCAGCCGAUCCCAAUUUGAACCAGAAAGAUCAGAUCGAUGCCGACGUCGACGCCGAAAUGACCGGUACAGGACCCCAGGACAGCGCUGGCGCAGCCGAUACAGCCACAGCUACGACAGGUGUACAGUCGACGACAACCAACGCCGCUCAGAACGAGGCCGGGACGAUAGAUCAUACUACUCAAUCAACUACUACUACCCAGUCCGAUAACGCGCAGCAACAGCCCGCAACGUCGACGUCAGCUCCGGGUUUACUCCAGCAACAACAAAAUCGCAAGGAUGUGACGCUGCGCGAGUUUUUAAGCAAGAUGGACGACUAUGCUCCGAUUAUCCCAGACGCAGUCACGGCGCAUUAUCUCACUCUCUCGGGUCUACCACCGCCAUCGCAAUCCGAUCCCACAGGCGCAAGCACCAACACGACGCCUCUUCCGCUCGCUCGUCUUUUGGCCCUGGCCACGCAAAAGUUCAUUGCCGACAUCGCCGCCGAUGCGUAUCAGUACAGCAGGAUCCGGUCGUCGAAUUCGGCAGCGGCUAAUAAUCCACUGGGAAAUGCUGGGUUGGGAGUCGGCGGCGGUCCUGCUGCCCCGGGCGCAGGUGGUGUGGGCGCGUUGGGUAAGGGCCAGCAAGCGACGCAAUUGGGAGUCCAGAGGAGCGGGUAUGGUGGUGGUGGUCAGGGCGGGAGUAGUCAGGGAAAAACGGUUUUGACCAUGGAGGAUCUCGGAAUGGCGGUGCAGGAGUAUGGUGUUAAUGUUAAGAGGAGUGAGUUCUACAGAUGA
This is a messenger RNA of Exophiala dermatitidis NIH/UT8656, 819 nucleotides long. Its product is annotated as transcription initiation factor TFIID subunit D8. Gene Ontology annotation, molecular function: RNA polymerase II general transcription initiation factor activity; promoter-specific chromatin binding. Gene Ontology annotation, biological process: transcription initiation at RNA polymerase II promoter. The coding region runs from base 1 to 819 and encodes 272 amino acids. The record is from RefSeq and is a predicted model, not a curated record. The transcript is spliced from 2 exons. NCBI's taxonomy places the organism in Eukaryota, Fungi, Ascomycota, Eurotiomycetes, Chaetothyriales, Herpotrichiellaceae. Gene Ontology annotation, cellular component: transcription factor TFIID complex; SAGA complex; nucleus.